AUGACGAACGCGUGGCAACCUCGUGCAGCCUCGAACGGGGGAACAUCAGCACCGUUUUCAUAUAUACCCCAUCCUGCACCUAACGCUGCUGGAAACGAAGAUACUCCAACUACAAGUUCAUCCUCCAAUAUGGGUUCCACUUGGUCGUUACUAAAGACUUUGAUAGUACCAGCAAUCAUUUCACUCAUUCUGUAUCUUCUAAUAUCAUUCGUCAUUGUUCCGUUAUGGAAAAGAUACCGAGCGAGAGCUGGUCAAUAUCUACCCUUAGAUACCAUCUCAACUCGAACAACAAGUUUACGACAGCGAGUACAAGCCGCAGUGGUUAGAACAAUAUUUCCAAGUUCAUGGAGAGCCGAUUUUAAUCGAAACCGAAUAAGUGCACAGGAUAGUAUUGAUUUUGAUGAUGAUGAUGGAGAGGAACUAUUUGAUGUGGAUGACAAUCGACGAGAAGCAUUAUCACUAGAUGCACGACGAGGCAGAGAUGAAGACGGCAGAAGAUUAAGUCGAGAUUUGGAAGAAGGCUUCAAAGACGAUAGCAGUGAUGAAGAGGAUGGAACCGAUAGACGACUGAGUCGAACAAUUUCACGAUGA
Molecule: messenger RNA, 591 nt
Organism: Botrytis byssoidea
Lineage: Eukaryota; Fungi; Ascomycota; Leotiomycetes; Helotiales; Sclerotiniaceae
Exons: 2
Coding region: 1-591 (196 amino acids)
Source: RefSeq, a predicted model, not a curated record